AGUUGAUACUGAUAUUUUUGCUAAAAACUAAACUAAAAAUGCAACUCUAAAAAGGUAGAUAUUUCUUGGUUGCAUUUAAGCUCACCGAUUAAAACCUUAAAAGAUCUUUUCCGCUCAGCCUACAGGUAUACUACGAAGAAAUUUUAAAGUUUUGAGCUCAAAAACGUAAAACUCUAAACAAUAAAUGUAACUAAGAAUACUUUACUAAAUUAAGCAGCUUCAUCAACUAUACAAACACACAUUAAAUUAAGUAUUAAAUUCAAUAAUGAAAAUUAAAAUCUAGCGCCUAAAAACAUACAACACUCUUGUAAAAUUAAUUUGUGUAUUUUGUGCACUUAAGGCAUAUGCAACCAUAUCAUUUGCUAAUCAAAUCAAAAUAAUCAUUUUUCUAAUAAAUAUACAAUACAAAAAUACACUGAGAGAAAAUCUCGCUCGCUUAAAGUUGAACGGUUGUGAACAGUACGCUAGCACACAAAAACAGACACACAUAUAGGCAUAUAAAUACAGACUGUGUAAAUUGUGGCUGAGUUGCGGAAACCAAAAAAAAAAAAUUUUAAAUCCAUAAAAAAAUAUACAAUAGCAAAUUAAAUUUAUCAGUACUUAACGUUGCAUACUCUAAGCCAUACUUUAACCGAAACGUAAAAUAAAGUCAUAAAUUUUUUAUAAAAUAAAUCUAAUUUUGCCGACGCUAUUUGUACAUGAACUCGUCGCAGCGAAUAAAAACGUAAAACUGAGGCAGUAGCCAAGCAUAAAGGAGAUUUUAAUGUAAAAACACGGCGAAGACAAAAAGCUGUUGAUUUAGAAAAUCACAAGUGACGCGCACACUUAACAGCAUACGGCAUUGUCCUUUUGGAGAAAGCGAAUUAAGAAUUUUCUACAAAGCAAUACUCAUGCGGCGAACUCUAAGAAUGCCGUCGUUGAAAUAAAUAACCAGCCAGCCAGCCAGCCAGCCAACUAGCCAAGCAGGCAGACAAAAGUAGACACGUGACUGCGAAUGUUAUAAAACAGCAACAAAAGCGGCAAGAGCAAAGCAACAGAAUAUUGCAAAUAAAAGCUUUUAAUAAUAAUUUCGAGCGCGCCAAGGUGUACACGGCGUAUGAGUAAUACACAACUCUAGUUGCGAAUAAGUUACGAGUGGAAAUAAAAGGAGUAAGUGGGAAGUAAAACACAAAAAAGUAUGUGUCUUUAAAGACAAUUUUGUAUCAGAAGCAUAGAACUGCUGUCUAUAAUUUUUUGAACAAUGCAAGUAAAAUCAAACUGUAAAAAAAUGCUGCAUUCAACAAGAAUGUAUUAAAUUUUUUUUUUUUAAUUAAUACUCAAAAGAAUAAAAGUAUUCUUUGCAUGGUGACGACUAAAAAUUCCGCAGAAAUACCCUAUUCCAUGAAAACUGAGCAAAAAUCAAGUAGACUACAAAAAACCGCGUGAAAUAUCACCAAAGUAGUAACUAAAAAGCAGCGCGAUAACUACUCAUCUUAAGUAGAAGUGUAUUACGUAUCUGGUUUAUGCAAUAAAUCAAUUACUUAAUUGAACAUAAAAAGCAAUCGCGCGAGGGAAAAUUAAUGUAAAAAAAAAAUAUAUUUGUAAAUUUGUGGCUUAGGUGCAUAGAGCCUGCGAAAUUUUUAAAAAGCUGCAUUUUUGCUGGAAAAGUGAAUUGAGUGCAGUGAAAAAAAUAAGAAAACAAUGUGCGUUUAUCGAUAAUAGUGCAAUAUGUAUAAGCGUAAAAAUUAUUGACGAAUUGUAAGGCAUACGAGCAGUUGUGAAGAGAUAUAGGCAAAGAAGAAAACCUAAAAGAUUCGAUUAAAUUGACGUGUGUGGUACUUAAAAUAUUUAUAGUGAGCAAUAAGUUUGCUAUAUCGUCGUACUUCUGCCUCUAAAAAUUCAAAACUAAAUACUGAUUAGUGAGCACAAAAACUUUCUUUAUUGAUGUACUAAACAGUAAACCGUUAAAAAUAUGAAUUACCAAAAAGGUAAAUCGCGUCAUUUCACGGUGAAUGGUUUUAAUACGCAUGCACAACAGCAACAACAACAAUUAUCGCAACAGCAAAACCAAAGUGACGUGCGUAAUAUUUACAAUAAUCCUUAUACGCCACCGCCAGCACCAACUUCCGCACCUACCCAACAACAACAACAAACACAUCGCUUGCAGCAACAACAACAACAACAAUUGUUGUACAAGUCUAUCGCCAGCGGUGUUGUUAGUGGUGUUGGAAAUAGUGGCGCCAAUCAGUACGAUUACCCACCAACAGCCUCGAGUGAACUUCAACUACAGCAACAACAACAGCUACAGCAACAUCAGCAACAAUUUCAACUACAACAGCAACAACAACAGCAACUAAGUAACGUCUUGGAAGCAGACACUUUCACCUGCCAUAAUAAAGGUAGGAACGGAAUGUUUUGGCUUUAUAACUAA
Messenger RNA from Rhagoletis pomonella (apple maggot), 2410 nucleotides. RefSeq names its product serum response factor homolog A. Lineage: Eukaryota; Metazoa; Arthropoda; Insecta; Diptera; Tephritidae. The record is from RefSeq and is a predicted model, not a curated record.